Drosophila mauritiana is the source of this 710-nucleotide messenger RNA. RefSeq lists its product as uncharacterized. The transcript is spliced from 2 exons. NCBI's taxonomy places the organism in Eukaryota, Metazoa, Arthropoda, Insecta, Diptera, Drosophilidae. The coding region runs from base 138 to 551 and encodes 137 amino acids. The record is from RefSeq and is a predicted model, not a curated record.
ACAGCUGAUUGAAGCCCAGUAAACAUAAACAAAUGUUUGAAGAGAAAAACAUUAAACAGAAAUAUAAACUAUUAAUGAAUUAAAGAUAAUAAAUAUACAUCAUCCCUUUGAAAGUUCACAAAGACUAACUAGGCACAAUGGUUAAAGCAACUACCAGAGGUGCGACUUCCAAAGCAGCGAAAGCUGGAUCAAAGGGAGCAACGAAGGGAACCAAGGACAACUCCAAGCGCUAUCGUGAGAAAAUCAAAAAGGAUCCGAUCAAGUAUCAGGAAUACCGAGCCAGAGAAACCGAGCGAAGUAGGAUGUAUCGCAGCAAACUAAAGGAAGUGGUUAAGAAGAAUACGAAGGUUUUAAAAACAAAGCGAGAAACCGACCGACUCAGGCAGCAAAGAUAUCGGGAGAAAAAGAAGGAGGAGCUCGCCAAUCAACGAUCAUUGGAGGAAAUGCUGAAGAAGCUGGAAAAGUCACUCCCAGCCAAAAUGUCCCGAAAGAUUGAAGUGAUUAAGCUAUUGUAUAGCAAAUAUGUUGAGCCUGAAGUCAAGGAAUCCUAAAUUCCUUUCCAGUAGAUUCUGAAUCCUGUAAGAGCUGGCUGCAAAUAUUUACAAGAAUAGGUUAGGUAUACAUUUCCUGAAUUAUUUAAUGGAAUUGCCACAUAUCUAAAGGGACUGUUUAAUGUCCAGAUGCAAUAAGUACUUUUUGGAUAAAUCUGA